Messenger RNA from Penicillium paradoxum, 1749 nucleotides. RefSeq lists its product as uncharacterized. Gene Ontology annotation, molecular function: amino acid transmembrane transporter activity. Gene Ontology annotation, biological process: amino acid transmembrane transport. The coding region runs from base 1 to 1749 and encodes 582 amino acids. The transcript is spliced from 5 exons. Gene Ontology annotation, cellular component: membrane. NCBI's taxonomy places the organism in Eukaryota, Fungi, Ascomycota, Eurotiomycetes, Eurotiales, Aspergillaceae. The record is from RefSeq and is a predicted model, not a curated record.
AUGACGAGCUUAGGCGAAAAACACAAAGAGAGGAGUGUCAGUGUGCUGGGCACACUCGGGCUCAAGAAUGAGGGCGGACCUCGUGAUGUACAAGAAGGUGUGAUGGCUCAAAAUGCAGACAAUCUUCAGCGUCAUCUGGGAAAUCGUCAGAUUCAGCUCAUCGCCAUUGGCGGCUCUAUUGGCACGGCCCUUUUCGUGAGCAUCGGCACGGGUCUUUACAAUGGUGGGCCUGGCAGCUUGUUUAUCGCGUUUACCGUCCAAAGUAUUUUUUUGGCUAUGGUGAAUAACUGCAUCGCUGAGAUGACCACUGCAUUCCCUGUCAGCGGUGGGUUCAUUCGCUUGGCCGGAAAAUGGGUCGACGAUGCUCUUGGGUUCAUGGUUGGUUGGAACUUUUUCUUCUAUGAGGCUCUUUUGAUUCCUUUUGAAAUCUCAGCUUUCACCCUUGUGGUGUCUUUCUGGAGUUCGACGGUUACUGAGCCCGGCCCAGUUGCGGGACUCUGCGCUGGAAUUAUAAUCGUCUAUGGAUUUCUUAAUAUUCUGGCCGUGAAGGCUUACGGUGAAGCCGAGUUUUGGUUGUCCAGUGGAAAGGUCAUUCUGAUUUUCUCCCUGUUCUUCUUUACCUUCAUCACAAUGGUUGGUGGAAACCCGGCCCAUGAUGCUUACGGUUUCCGCCACUGGAACAGCCCAGGCUCUUUCAUGGAGUAUCUGGAUGGCGGCGCCCUUGGUCGUUUCGAAGGCUUUUUAGGGUCCCUCUGGUCGGCCUGCUUUGCAGUUGUGGGCCCUGAGUACAUAUCCAUGGUCGCAGCUGAAGCAAAGCGUCCCCGCGUUUAUAUCAAGAAUGCGUUCAAGACGGUCUAUAUUCGAUUCGGUCUUUUCUUCAUCGGUGGCGCAUUGGCUGUAGGCAUUGUUUGCGCUGCAAAUGACCCAGAACUGGAGAAGGUGGUACUGGGCGGUUCGUCUGGUUCGGCCUCGGCCUCGCCAUAUGUCAUUGGCAUGCGAAACCUGGGUAUUUCAAUUUUCCCUUCGAUCAUCAACGCUCUCCUCUUGACCUCGAUCUUCUCUGCUGGAAAUACCUAUACUUACUGUGCUAUCCGUACUCUGUAUGGCCUGGCGCUAGAAGGAAGAGCGCCCAGAGUUCUCACCCGCACUACACGCAACGGUGUUCCCAUAUAUUGCUUCAUGAUCGUGAUGAUCUUCCCCAUGCUCUCCUUUUUGCAAUGUUCCAGCAGUUCGUCAGUCGUCAUCACCUGGUUUGCCAGUCUCGUUACUGCUGGAGGGCUCAUCAAUUAUAUCGUCAUCUCUCUGACGUACAUCUUCUUCCACCGCGCUUGCAAGGCGCAAGGCAUCGACCGCAGAUCCUUCUCAUAUUUCGGAUGGCUCCAACCAUACUGUGCCUACAUGGGAUUAGUUUGGAUGAUUAUUGUGACCAUCGUCUACGGAUAUCCUGCAUAUAAGCCCUGGUCGGUCUCCAAAUUCUGGUCGAACUAUACCAUGCAAAUCGUCAUCCCUCCUCUCUUUAUUAUCUGGAAAGUCAUCAAGAAAACCAAGUUUGUCAAGGCUCACGAGGCGGACCUUGUCUGGGAACGGCCCUUGAUCGACGCCUAUGAGGACAGCUUCCUGGACCCACCUUCUAGCUUCUGGAGAGAAAUGGGCCAGAUGGUUGGUAUUGGACGUCACAAAGGUGGCGAUGAAAGGCGAUCGAAUUCAGUCGCUCAGCCUCGGGAGUCCGUUGAUGCAUCUUCCGCCUGA